Heteronotia binoei (common prickly gecko) is the source of this 2488-nucleotide messenger RNA. RefSeq names its product ubiquitin conjugating enzyme E2 L3 (gene UBE2L3). The transcript has 4 exons. The record is from RefSeq and is a predicted model, not a curated record. Bases 99 to 563 code for a protein of 154 amino acids. NCBI's taxonomy places the organism in Eukaryota, Metazoa, Chordata, Lepidosauria, Squamata, Gekkonidae.
GGCGUGUGUCAGCUCCAGGAAGCGCGCAGGGACUAUGUAGCCGCCUCGCCCGCAGCCGCCGCCGCCAUGCAUUGUGGGGCAGCGGCAGCAGAUCCAAGAUGGCGGCCAGCAGGAGGCUGAUGAAGGAGCUUGAAGAAAUCCGCAAAUGUGGAAUGAAGAACUUCCGUAAUAUCCAAGUUGACGAAGCUAACUUAUUGACUUGGCAAGGGCUUAUUGUUCCUGACAAUCCACCGUAUGAUAAGGGUGCAUUCAGAAUCGAAAUCAACUUUCCAGCAGAGUAUCCAUUCAAACCUCCUAAGAUUACAUUUAAAACAAAGAUCUAUCACCCUAACAUCGAUGAAAAGGGCCAGGUUUGUCUGCCAGUAAUUAGUGCUGAAAACUGGAAGCCAGCCACCAAAACCGAUCAAGUAAUCCAGUCCCUCAUCGCACUGGUGAACGAUCCCCAACCUGAGCACCCACUUCGGGCUGACCUAGCCGAAGAAUACUCUAAGGACCGUAAAAAAUUCUGUAAGAACGCUGAAGAGUUUACAAAGAAAUAUGGUGAAAAGCGACCAGUGGACUAAGCUCUGGCACAGUUGAUGUCAGCAGUGCGCGACGGAAGAUCUGGAGCAGUGCAUUUCAGACCACCCCACAAAGCAGGACUCUCUGGAAAAUUGACAAGUGCCACCUUUCGGUGUUAACUUGUGGCUGUUACUAACUUUCUACAGUUUCUUAAUCAAAAGUGGUCUAGGCAACCUCUAAAGAAAGGAUUAAAAAUUUAAAGAUGUUCUAGUUCUGCUUUCUUUGUUUAAAAUCACUGCUUCAAUAUACUUUAAAGGAUGCCGUUUCUUUUUUUUUCCUUGUCAGAAUUUAUGAAAAAUAUCUUAGACUUAUAAUCUGCCCUUAAAAAUUCAGAAGGUUGUGGCUGUUAUUUCUUAUUUUUCCCCUUGCGGUUCUUUUUUUUUUUCCCCUUUCAUUUUUUCCUCCUUCCCCCACCCUCCAAAAGGAGAAAAACCACCAUCACAUUGAUGUCUUAGCAAAAUUAUAUUGUUGCCCUGGCAAAAAAAAAGAAAAAGAAAGAAUGUUUGGCCGUUUGCUUCUUUUAUUUCCCUCUCUUAAAUGUUGCGCUGCACUUCAUGAAACUUGAUCCCAGGUUUCUCUUACCUUCAUUUUGUAACAUAAUAGAAAUUGCCACAUGUACACUGCAAAAUAAUCAGAACCAAAAACCCAGAUCUUAUGUAAAUUUGGCUGAUGUUACCACAAUAAUGUUUAUUAAAUGGGGAACUCCAAGCUUCUGUGUGCGCGAGUGAAUUAAAAUAUGACUUUUAUGUCCUGCUUUUUGGAAAGUUUGACACAGGAUUUUCUGUAGCAAAAGAAUAGUGGAAUGUGGGUUUUUUUGUUCACUUUUCUUCUUAAUAUCUAUGCAGACUACCUGUUAGAAAGAAUGGCUGAGGACAGUGUUACCAACUAGCUUGGAAGAAUUUCAGAUGAGGGACCAAGAGGUACCAAAGUUGUUUAAAAAGAAAAAACAUGAGGCCUCCUCUGUCCCAGCCCCUUGGGGGUGGGCGUUCAGAGGGAGUGCUUCUUCAAAUCUGAAUAUUUUAAGGGGAGGAACUGAGUGCAUCUUUCCAUAAUAUUACCUCUCUGCUAUGGAACGGUCAAUGGAACUUUCCCCUCCUACUGGCUUGUCUGUUUCUGUUGCAAAUUGCAGCGUGGAAUUCCCAUUAAGCAAUAAGUGGCCAAUAGUCAGAGACAGAAGCUACUCUCCCUUCUUAGAAGAGCUUGUAUGAAAUACGCCAUUCUAGAACUAGAUGAUUUAAUCUUCCUUAUUGCUGGAAAGGAUUUAUUUGUUUUCCCUCUCUAAUCUCAGUCGUUCAUCCCACCCUUUCCAUUUGUUCUUAAUAUUUUAGGGCAUGUUAAAAAGCGAUUGAGCUGGGUGACCUCUCAGCCACUGUCUUGGAGCACCUGGUUUAAGAAAGCAUUUCUCUCCUUUCCUGGGGGUACCUUAGCAGAGAGUAGGAAGCACAUAUCAUUUCUGUUUUGCAGGAACUUGCAUUAGUGCAAACCAGAGUUUGUCAGUAGUCUUUGCCACAGCAGCCUUCCAGGGCUAGUAAGUGUCAGGGGAGCAGUAGAAUAACCUGUUUUCUAUAUAUCCUUUCUCUUUCCCUCCCUCCUUCCAACUUUGAUUUAAAAACUUAAGAAGAUUGACAGCCAAGUACCUCUGUUGAAGAGUAAAAAAAAUUUUUUUUUCUUUAUAAGUUUGGGUAUGAAGCAUCUCUGUUUUUAAGUGUUCUUAGACAAAUUCUUUGGUAGGUGAUUAAAGUAAACAAAAACUACCUUUACUUACGGACACUUGCCAUUUCCUAAGUGUGUGUGUUCAGGCUUGGUGAUCAGCACUGUCUUAUUACCAAAAUUUCCACAAUUUUUGUGUCUUCAUUUGCAGAAAGUUGGUACUGACUUUGUUUCAUUCACGCUCACGCAGAUUCAAAAAUAAACAUAAAAUGCCAAA